UGUUGGUGCACCCGGAAGAAGGUGUUGUUGUCGCUCGGAAUCACGCAACUUUUUGACAGCGGCGAGCUGUGAGUGCUCGCGGCAGAGCCAGUGGAAUGAGUGUCGUCGAUGUGUAGAGCACGCGGUGGAGGUUGAGGCAGGUCUGAAAAUUGUGGGGGUGCUUGAGGGAUCCAGAGAAGGCACGGGGGGAAAUAGGACACUCGUGGGAGCGAGUUGUGCUCCAGAAAAGAUUGAAGAAAAAACGAGGAAAAUCUUCGCUCAUCAUGCGAUGCCACGGUCUCUGGUGUUUUUGAUUAUUUUCUUGCGCAAAGUGUGACGUUUCGAGGCGAGUGACAGCUGGCGCGGCGUCAAAUCCGCGCCCGUUCCAGACAGGGACUGGUGUCAGCCGGAUAAGCUGCAGGGAAGAAGUGCUAAUAACGCGCUGUCAGUCAGAUUAAGGGCAACGAGAGCAAGCAAUUUUCUGGGUGGUGGCGAUGUAAACAAGCACCUCCCGCCUGCAGAAGCUGACAACUGUGUGAGUGGUGCUCGUGACAGACGCCGUCAGCGGGAUGAGCACUGGAUUUGUUUGUUGGUAAACAACACGGUGAAGCAGGAAGAGUCAAAGUUUGCUGGAGUUCGUUCAACUGGAUAACAAAUUCUUCACCGGAACUUGUUUGUAUUUGCAUAUUCUCCAACGAGUACCGUUCAAGCUUGAAUUAAAGCACAUUUAUGAAUCAGAAUGUGCUGUGUUACAAACCCACACCGUUGCAACCAGUUAAAUGAACAUGUGGGAGUGUGAUUAAUGAAUGAAAAGGAGGAAAAAACAGUGUGAAAAUCCACCCUACUUUUGUCACGCAGGGCUUCGUCCUGGCGAUGGUUCUUUUGUUCGUGAAGAAGCCACAGGAAAAAAGUGAAAAAAAAAAUAAAUGUAGGAUGUGUGAAUCCCGAAGGAAACAAUAGUCCCACCCACAGCCGAAGCGGAUUAAGUGGACCGUCCGGGCGAGGAAUUCCAGCCUAAGUUGAGGGAGGGGGUGGCUUAAGCGUCAAGUGUGUUGUUCAAAACUCUAAAAAUUCCGCUCUGGUGACAACGAAACUCGCGCGGCAAGUGUUGUUUUCGGAAGGUUGUUUAUUUUCCCGGUAUUCCGUUUUAUUUCCCCGAAAAAGUUGUGAGCAAAAAAUGCUCCCAUUCGAUCGUUCAACAAAAACAACAACAACAGCAACGGCAAUUUCGGCUCAACUGACCAACGGCAGGUGCAAUGCGACCACAGCAGUACAAAAAUGGCGAAUGUUGUUCCGGUGUUGUUGAGGCCACGAUGGCUAGGACGGCGAACGGUUGGGGAAGUGCGACGGAGCGGCAGCGGCGGCGGCCCCGUCGACACGGUCUGGGAUUUAUGGCCGGAUUGGUCGCGUUGCUAGUGGCCACCGUGGCAGCGACCGGACUGAUGGGAGCCGGUGCGAGCAGAGUUUUCGACACCGAGAUCCAGAGCGUUCUGCGGUACGUGGCCGUCGCCGGCCGGAACGUAACCCUGGGCUGCCCGGGCGUCAGCGAGCGCUCGCUGGUGGACAGCCUGGUCUGGCGGACGCCGUCGCAAACCGUGGCCGAGUACGCGUCCGGGAUGCCCCAGCUGGUCGUCAGCACCAGGAUCACGCUGCUUCCGGAUAACUUCAGUCUGCACUUUAACCCGGCAUUUGCGUCCGACUCGGCCGAGUACAGCUGCCUGGUGAACGACCGGCACAGCCCGGAAGCGCUGGUGGAGUUGAUUGUGCAAGAUGUUCCGGACGCGCCGGGCCGCCCACUGGUCGUCAGCUUCACCUCCCGGUCCGUGGACCUGUCCUGGGCGUACUCGCAGGAUCCUCGGAACGCGCCCAUCAAGCAUUUCGUCAUCGAAACAAGAAUCGGCGAAAACGGCGACUGGGACCAGGUGGAGCCAAUCUUCACCAAGGGCAGCCAGUCGUCGCACCAGGUGACCGGCCUCGUCCCGUUCACCGUGUACAGCUUCCGGGUGGUGGCCGUCAACGAGCACGGCCACAGCUCACCCUCGAAGGAGUCCUACUACUUCGUGACGCUGCGGGAAGCCCCCACCGGCAAACCGGUAACGACGAUCGCCCACAACACUUCCGCCACGUCGGUGUACGUCUCGUGGAAAUCGCCGCCACCGGAGACGAUAUUCGGCGAGUUCCUCGGCUACCGGAUCACGUACCGCACGCGGGACAAAAACCCCGAGGACGACGCCCAGGAGAUCUACAUCCGUGACAGCACUGUCGAGAGCCACGAGAUACAUAACCUUGAAACAUACACCCAGUACCUGGUGUCGAUCCAGGUGUUCAACCCGGAGGGGCUCGGGCCGCCGACGACGGUGCUGGUCAUGACCGACGAGGGCGUUCCCAGCAAACCGUUGAAUCUGAGCGUGCUUGAGGUGACCUCCACAACGAUCAAGAUCACGUGGCGUGAGCCAGAGAAACUGAACGGGGCGAUCCAUGGGUACCGGGUUUACUACGUGCACCAGAACCAAACACUGCUGCAUCUGCCGAUCCUGAAGGCGGAAGCCGCCGUCAACUCGGUCUACACCUACACGCUAUCAAACUUGAAACCCUACACCGACUACAAGAUCAUCGUGGCCGCGUUCACCAAAAAGUUCGACGGCGAGCCGUCCGAGGUCUCGCAGCGGACGGACAUUGCCGGGCCGAGCGCCCCCAAGGUGGUCAACCUGACGUGCCACUCGCAGGACGCGCUCUUCUUCGGGUGGCGCAUCCCGCAGACGUACUACAACACCAUCGACUACUACAUUAUCAGCUAUCGAAACGUGGUAUAUGCCGACUUCCGGGAGAUCCGGAUCACGGCAAAUGCAUCCAUCGUGGAGACCUCGAUGAUCAUCCCCAACCUGACCACCAACUCGUUGUACGAGGUUAAGGUUCGGGCAGCCUCCACCAGCGUGAUCAACCCGAAGCAGAUCAUCCUUGGGUCGUACUCGGAGCCCAAGAAGAUCAACGUGCAGCUCAACUGCGAAAAAAUCCCACCGCCGUCGCAACGGCAAUCGUACAACGACUACAACCUGGCCGUCAUGAUCGGCAUCCUGAUCUGCUGCUUCGGGCUGCUGUUCAUCGUGCUGACCAUCCUUCUGUGGAAGAAAUGCUUCCACGCGGCCUACUACUACCUGGACGACCCGCCGGCCUGCGGCAACUCGGGCGGUGGCAACUCGGCCGGCAUCGUCGACUGGGAGGCGCCGUGCGAGGUGGCGGGCGAGAUGCGCUCGUCGAUUCCGGUGUGCGAGUUCGCCAAGCAUGUGGCGGCGCUGCACGUGGACGGCGACAUCGGCUUCAGCAAAGAGUACGAGGCGAUCCAGGGCGAGGCGCUCAGCGACGAGUACCCGUCGGAGCACUCGCAGCACCCGGACAACAAGGCCAAGAACCGGUACCUGAACGUGAUUGCUUAUGAUCACAGCAGAGUUCACCUGCGGCAAGUUCCGGGCCAGAAGAAGCAUCUGGACUACAUCAAUGCGAACUUCAUCGAUGGGUACCAGAAGCCGCGGGCGUUCAUCGGGACGCAGGGUCCGCUGCCGUGCACGUUUGACUGCUUCUGGCGGAUGAUCUGGGAGCAACGGGUAGCGAUCAUUGUGAUGAUAACGAAUCUAGUCGAGCGGGGUCGCCGAAAGUGCGACAUGUACUGGCCUAAGGACGGUACCGAGAUGUACGGCGUGAUCGCGGUCAAGCUGAUCCGGGAGGAGGUGAUGGCGACGUACACGGUGCGGACGUUCCAGAUCAAGCACACCAAGCUUAAGAAGAAGAAGGCCUCGCAGACGGAGAAGCUGGUCUACCAGUACCACUACACGAACUGGCCGGACCACGGAACGCCCGAUCAUCCGCUGCCGGUGAUCAACUUUGUGAAGAAGUCUACGGCGGCCAACCCCGCGGACGCCGGCCCAAUCGUGGUGCAUUGCAGCGCCGGAGUGGGCCGAACCGGAACGUACAUCGUGAUAGACGCCAUGCUGAAGCAGAUUGAGGCCAAGAACCAGUUGAACGUGUUUGGCUUUCUUCGGUACAUCCGCGCCCAGCGGAACUACCUGGUGCAAACGGAGGAGCAGUACAUCUUCAUCCACGAUGCGCUCGUCGAGGCGAUCGACAGCGGGGAAACGAACAUCAAGAUGGACGCGAUUGGGGGAGUGGUGAACCACAUUGAGUUCAUUGACAGCCAGUACAAGGUGGGCGCUUCUUUGGGUAUCCAACGGAAGCUGACUAACAAGAUCAUUCUCACCCCCUUCACACAGUUCAUCACAAGUUACCAGCCAAAGGAGAUCAACCUGACGUCGGCGCUAAAGCCGGUCAACGCCAUCAAGAACCGCAGCUCGCUGGUUCCGCUCGAGGGCAGCCGCGUCCACCUGACGCCCAAGCCGGGCGUCGAGGGCAGCGACUACAUCAACGCCACCUGGCUGCACGGCUACCGCCGGUUACGGGACUUUAUCGUGACGCAGCACCCGCUCAUCGACACCUUCAAGGACUUUUGGCAGAUGGUGUGGGAUCACAACGCCCAGACCGUGGUGCUGCUCUCCUCCGCCGACAAUAUGUCCUUCCUGCAGUUCUGGCCGAACGAGUCGGAGCCGAUCGAGAGCGACUACUACCGGAUCCGGCUCGUGUCGGAGACGUCCGAGAACGACUACAUCGUGCGGAACUUUGUCAUCCAGUCCAUCCAGGACGACUACGAGCUGAGCGUGCGCAUGUUCGAGAACCCGAUGUGGCCCGAUAUGGCGCAGCCGCGGUCCAUCUUUGACUUUGCGGUGCGGGUGCACGAGCGGUGCGCAGAGUACCGGAACGGGCCGAUCGUGAUCGUGGACAGAUACGGCGGCUUCCAGGCGUGCCAGUUCUGCUGCAUCAGCUCGCUCGCGAUGCAGCUCGAGUACGACCAGACGGCGAACGUGUACACGUACGCGAAGCUGUUCCACAACAAGCGGCCGGGCAUCUGGAGCUCGUACGAGGACAUCCGGCAGAUCUACCGGAUACUGUCGUACAUGCCGAAGGAGCUGGGCCUGCUCAAGUGCACCGAGCUGCGGACGGAGUUUGACGAGGCGGCCAUCAUGACGGCGACGCCCGACCUUUACAGUAAGAUAUGCAGCAACGGUAGUAUUAACACGCAUUUGAACAGUGGGCCGGGCGGCGGUGGCCAGGGUGGCGGCGGGCCGGACGGGGGCCCUACGGGGAAUGGGACGGAACGGAACGGUGGGCCACCGCAGGCCACGGCCAUCCAGAACGGGGGAACGGUGAUUGUGAAGAUGAACGGCGAGGAUAAUGACGAGCUGUCGGUGGUGGUGGCCACCAGCAACCAUCUGAACCUGGACCACAAUCAGACGUAAGCAGUGGCCAUUCCGAAUGAGAGAGGCGCGGGACGACGUAAGUUAACCAGCAAGUGUGUGUGUGUAUUAGUCAUGUGUCUGUAUAGUUUUACGCGCGAGUUGCGAUUAUUGAGGAAUGCUCCAGUUGUAUUUUUCAGGCUGAGACAACAGAAAACGAUAUUAUUUAUUUAACAAGUUUGCGGUCGGCAAACGAUAAAUGCGACUAAGACGAAAUUAAAGUGUUUUUGCUCCACUACUUUUGUUGAAACAUUUUUUUGUUUUUGUUUGGAAGAAUCUGGAAAGAUCGGUUGGAUUUGCAGAAACGGAAAAAGUCGAGCAGUUUUGACAGUUCGGACUCAAAUCUGCACGAGCAGUUGUUACUGCAACAAGUUAAAACACGAACACGACCGCACGAAUCGAGCAAUUUUUGGCAAACUGACAAAUACUGCUCGACUGCGUUGGUGCCCUCCAACUCUAGUCGGAAAUUGCGAGCAAAACUGCGCGGAACACGCACAAAUUCUCUUCUCAAAACAUUGCCACGGCAACGGAUAAAAAUAUCUAGGUUAGAGGUAGGCUUUUUAUUCUACGACGAGGUAAACUCUUUUCGUUUACUGUACAUAGUUAGGAUCUCGCAUGUGAUUCCAGUGAUUUAAGGUUACACGCGCAGCUGCAGUGCCGCUCAGGGCUCCGCGCAAAUUAGAAUAAUUGGAUAAGACAUCGGUUGAUUGGCUAACACAACACUCUAAACAAUUGAAAUGAAAUCUUUCUAAUUUUGACAAAUUUAUUCUGUCAAAAUCUGAAAAAAACAGUAAGUUCGGUGAUUAGACGGAUUCCAAUCGAAAAACAUAACCUAGAAGUGACAAAACUUGAAAGUUUUUGCUAGAGUUUGCUGAAAUUUGGCUAAAUUGAGACGCCCUUCGAGGUUUUGGCUCUUGCAACCUGAAGUUCGAAGGAGCGGAACACUAAAAAUAAAGAACAAGACUGGUUUUUACGUUCUUUUUGUAAAGUUACAUGAGCGAACGAAAUUCACAAAACAAAAACAAACUUCGGCAUCACUUACUAAUAGAUACAGACUCACAAACUCACUACACAAACAACUUAUCAAUAGUUGCUGAUCUUAGUAUGAAGUAUAACCUCCUAAAACGAUACAAAGUUUAGCACCCUAAACACAGGCGCAAAAUAGAGAAAAAGGGAAAGUCAUGUUUGUGCUUGCAUCAAUCUGCGGGUCAGUGCCAAAACGUCAUCCAGCUGUCGUUCAUCGUCGUAGCAGGCCGUCUGUUCAGCAGAGUUGGUCGCCGCCAUUUUUGGUUUUAACCCUUAAUCCUUUUCUUAAUGUUUUAUUCUUUAUACAUAAUUUUGUUUUUUUGGUUACACACACAAAAUUAAAAUGCUCGAGCUGUUAAUUUUGUAUCAUUUUAUGUAGAUUAGAUCGUAUAUUUCAUACUGUAAGAAAACACGGAAAAAAGCUGGAAACUUGAACCCGGUUAUCAUUUACAAAUUGAUCUUGCUAUUUCUCCUUUCAUUGAAUCGGCAAAACUUCUUGAUCGACUUUAGGCUGGAUUUUGCAUUAUUAAUUGAAUACACUGAGUUCGAUACACAACUAUUAAAUACAUAACUAUAAAUAAAUUUUAUCUCAGCGACCUUACCAUAACUGCACUCACACUAACAAAAUCGAAGCAAAAUGCACACCUACUCAAAGUUAUGACCUUGUUCCUUACUAUGGUUAAUCGAAAAUUUAAAACUGAAUUGUUGAGCAAUUGAAAACGUCCACGAAAAAAGUUCUUUAUUUAAACAAACGAAUUCCGUACUAAAAAUCAUUACAUUACUAGAGAAAAACAUUUCAAACCCAUCCGUAGACGCUGCAACGAUUAGCUAUCAUUCACACAAAAUAUAAAAAAAAACACCCAUACACAAACAAAACGAUGUAGAACAAUUGGAAAGGUAACACUAAAUUCCGCGAAAUCGUUUAAGGGUAAAGUCAUUCGUAGUAGUGAAAUUCGUCGUAACUUCGAGCGUAACAACACACAAACAAACAAAAACAAAACAAAACGCGCUAUAGUUGAAAUAUAUUCCUCCCCCUUUCCCACUAUUAUAUUUAAAAAAUCUAGUAAUUAAAAAGUUGCCAGGAGUAUAAGAUUAAACCGAAAGAAGCAAAAAAAAUUAAAUAAAAAGAGAUUUUAUAAAUCUUAUGAGAUAUUCUCACAUCUGCGUUUCUUUUUGUACCACGAUUAUUAUUGAACCGCAAAACAAAAAAAUAAUUAUCAUUAGAGAGAAGACAAACUCCGUUUGAUGAAUUUCGUGCAAAAAUAAUUUCAGGGGAGUUCCUCUGAAUGAAGGGUGCAGGAAAAAAAGCAGCAAAACACAAUAUUUGACUGACGAAACAAAAGGUAAGCGGAGAAAGCAAGCAAAAUAGUAGGAAAAAGCUAUUAAGUAGGAAUUAUGAAAAUUUAGCGUAACGUACCAGUAAAGAAAAGAUAAGAUUAAAGAAUGAACAAAAA
Molecule: messenger RNA, 7801 nt
Organism: Culex pipiens pallens (northern house mosquito)
Lineage: Eukaryota; Metazoa; Arthropoda; Insecta; Diptera; Culicidae
Gene: pug
Product: C-1-tetrahydrofolate synthase, cytoplasmic
Exons: 16
Coding region: 1236-5324 (1362 amino acids)
Biological process (GO): tetrahydrofolate interconversion; protein dephosphorylation; mitochondrial respiratory chain complex III assembly
Cellular component (GO): mitochondrial matrix; cytosol
Molecular function (GO): protein tyrosine phosphatase activity; ATP binding; formate-tetrahydrofolate ligase activity
Source: RefSeq, a predicted model, not a curated record